UCUGUGUGUGUUUGAUUGUCCGUUCAGGCGAGUGUAACCGAACACUGAUCUAAUCGAGCGGCGUGUCCUCUUGUUUCUGUGGCAAAAUGCCUCUCGGUCGGUUAUUACUCCGAACUACAACUUUAAACAAAAUCGUGAGCAGAAAUGCUUUCACCGCAACCAAGCCGGAUCCUUCCAAACCGAACAUGCUGCGAGUGGGUCUAGCCUUCGGGACCACAGCUCUCCUGUGGGCGAUGCUCUUCAAAACGCACCGGAGCGACGUGCAGGAAUACAAAGCAAGAAAAGGACUGGAGUAAUAAGUUGUAACGUAUUGUAUUUUCCUGUACAUGUGUGCUUCACUGCUUUGGUGUCAUCUAUAAUUAUGUAUAAUAAAGAUGUGUACGUGUUCAUUA
This is a messenger RNA of Ictalurus furcatus (blue catfish), 392 nucleotides long. RefSeq names its product NADH:ubiquinone oxidoreductase subunit C1 (gene ndufc1). NCBI's taxonomy places the organism in Eukaryota, Metazoa, Chordata, Actinopteri, Siluriformes, Ictaluridae. Bases 87 to 296 code for a protein of 69 amino acids. Gene Ontology annotation, cellular component: mitochondrion. The transcript is spliced from 4 exons. The record is from RefSeq and is a predicted model, not a curated record.